AUGUUUACUUUCAGAUCUCACGGCCUCCUGGUGGGGCUUGUUAUCCUCGUUGCUCUGGCCUCACCGGCCGUUGCCUUCGGAGCUGGUAACAUUGCCUCAAUCUCCAAGGUUGAGGGUCAGAACUGGCGUCACGGCGAUAUCACUGAUGCACUCCUGAUCCUGUCCCAGGCUCAGGCCCUCAAUGGCAAGAAGUUCAACAAAAUCAACGUCUCUCGUGUCUACUUCGGAAACUGGCUUCGAGAUUAUUCCCAGGCUAUCGAUGUCGGCACUGUCAAGUCCGUUUCUGCUGAGGCCAUUCGUCUCUUGCUCUGUGUUCUCGGCUUCAUGACCUUCGGUUAUGGUUCUGGCGAGUUCGAGGUCACUGCGGAACGACUGGGCUGCUACCGUCCCGAGGACCACAUCGACAACCCCAAGGACUACGCCGAGAACGUCGAUGCUCGCCAGUACGAUGAGCGCCUGCGAGGACCAAUCGAUGAAGAACGAGAGCUUAGUAUCGACCCUGAGACGGGCAUGAAGAACUAUAUUGCAAACGAGCGGGCACGUAUCAUGACUUCUGCCAAACACAUCAAGAAGCUUUUCAGUGGUACUAUUGAGCUCGCUCGUCGAUACAAGGACUCCCGCCGAAAGGCGGACAAGUACGAGGCUCUUCGCCUUAUGGGAACCGGAUUGCACUGUCUGGAGGAUUUCUUUGCCCACAGUAACUACUGUGAGCUGGCCCUUAUUGAGUUGGGUGAACGCGAUGUCUUCCCCCACGUCGGACGUGACACACAGAUUGAGAUUGAGGGUGCUAGGGAGCCCGUCUAUCCCGUCGUUACAGGCACUUUCGGUGGUGUUGAUUUCCUGCACUCAGUCACUGUCUCCGACAAGCUCACACAGAACGAAAUCGAGGAGCUCGAAGGCACUCUUCAGCAAGGUGCCAACUCUGACACCAGCAUGCUUCGCGAUCUGCUAGACAAGAUCCCCGAUGGCAUCUUCGGUGACAAGCACCAGAGUGACCGAGUUGACGAACUCCAGAACAGCGCCGCUGCUGCUCAGAUGGAGAACACCACUGUUUCUCCUCGUGACCCUGAGGAGUUCACUCAAUACAUCCAGAAUGUCUUUAAGCAAGUCAUGCCUGCUAUUGAGUUCCAUGACGACAUCAUGAAGGGCAUCUCCACCGCCAUGGAGAGAAUUCCUGUCUUGCCCAAGAUCAUUGAGCAGCUGGAGGAGCAGCUUUCCGUCUUCAUCUUCUCCAUUAUUGCUCCUUUCAUCGUUCCUCUCAUCCAACAGAUCCGCAACGAGCUCAAGACCGGUUCCGAUGAGAUCAUCGCAAGCAGUGAGCGCGAGCAGCACAUCGUCUUUAACGAUGACCGAUCUACUGACCCUACCCACUCCAUGCUUUCCAAGGAUCAUUUCUCAAACAUUCUCAAUGAGAUUGCUGGUCGAAAUGCUGCCUCUAUGGUUCAAUGGGUCGUUCCCCAGCUCAUGGAUGCCAUCGAUGACGACGGUACCGACGUGGAUAGACUCCUCGAUGAUAUUGUCGACGGUGUUCUGCACCAUCCCGCUCAGCGCGACCUGGGAAGCCGCAAGGCUCAGGAAGGUCGUAACCGCUUCUUCAAGGGUAUUGAGGAGUGGUGGCAGGAGAUGGGCGAUGGUCAGCGUGAGGAAUACCGUGGCAAGCUGACCCGAGAUGGUGUCCAAAACGGAGAGAACCACAAGGAGGGUGUUCAAGACACCGGUCACGGCCACGGCUGUGCUGGCAAGCUUAAGAUGCGCAAGCUGUACGGCGGUGGCCCCGAAACUCUUGAGGAUAAGAUUGCUGGCGCUGCAGCUGAUGCCAUCUUCAAGGGUGCCACUGGCGCCCUCUCCGGAAUGGUUGAGCAAAAUACCGGCUACAAGAUGCCCUCGUCUUCCCAAAAGGAGGAGAAGGAGGAGGGCGGUCUUAGUGGCUUCCUCAACCAAGCAAGCUCGCUUCUUGGCGGCGCUUUCGGUGACAAGGAUACUGAGAGACAGUCCAGCAGUCGCCGCGAAGAUGACGGCUCUUACACUAGAACUGAAGUAGAGUAUGGUCGUCACGGCGAUCGCUACGGUCAGGCCGAGUACUCUGAGACUCAGCGCCCUGAUGGCAGUGAGCGUCAAGAGUACCGCCGAUAUGAACAGAAAGACUCUUCCGAUGGUCGCCAUACCGGUGGCUAUGGCUACGAGGAGCGAACCGAGACUCAUCAAUCUUACUCUGGAGGUUAUGAACAGCGGACUGAGCGAACUGAAUACUACGGUUCGAACGAGGAGAGCCAUAGCCGCCGUCGCGAUGAUGACAACAGCGGCUACGGUGGACGUCGUCAGGACGAGGGUGGUUAUGGCGGCGGCAGCAGCUACGGUCGCCAAGAACAGAGCAGCUAUGGAGGUGGCUAUGGUGGUGGCAGUGGCGGCUAUGAGCGUCGUGAGGAGAGCAGUUAUAGCAGCCACGAGCGUCGUCAGGAGGGUGGUGACAGCUACGGACGCCGGGACGACAACGGUUACGGCGGAGGCUCUGCUGAUGACUAUAUCCGCCAAAGCCAGGGAAGCUAUGGCCGUGAGCGCCGUGGCAGCCGUGGAAGCAACGAGUAUGGUGAUAAUGGCUACGGUGGUGACCGACGUUUCUAA
This is a messenger RNA of Fusarium graminearum PH-1, 2622 nucleotides long. RefSeq lists its product as uncharacterized. The coding region runs from base 1 to 2622 and encodes 873 amino acids. The transcript has 5 exons. Lineage: Eukaryota; Fungi; Ascomycota; Sordariomycetes; Hypocreales; Nectriaceae. The record is from RefSeq and is a predicted model, not a curated record.